This is a messenger RNA of Diospyros lotus (date-plum), 1273 nucleotides long. RefSeq names its product short-chain dehydrogenase reductase 2a. Gene Ontology annotation, molecular function: oxidoreductase activity, acting on the CH-OH group of donors, NAD or NADP as acceptor. The transcript has 2 exons. Bases 271 to 1182 code for a protein of 303 amino acids. NCBI's taxonomy places the organism in Eukaryota, Viridiplantae, Streptophyta, Magnoliopsida, Ericales, Ebenaceae. The record is from RefSeq and is a predicted model, not a curated record.
CUUAUUGAUGAAUAAAACUGUUAUGGUCAAUAUAGUCAAUACGUUGUUAUUUUGCAACAUUUGAACAUUUUUAACGUUUUAUAUGAAUACCACAUUGGAAUAGAGGAUAUGUAGUCGGUCAGCCAUUAAUGUAACCGACUUGAUAUCAACCCUAUUGCCAAUAAAUAUGUACCCUACCCUCACUCACAAUAGCCAUAAUCAAACUCCUCUCUCUCUCUCUCUCUCUCUCUCUCUCUCUCUCUCGCCAUUUUCGUUCUGCUCUGAUUGACAAUGCCAGUUCCAGUGAUGUCCGAGAGAACCUUCCAGGGGAUUCAUGUAUUAGGAAGGGAAAACAAUUCUCCCUCCCACAAGAGGCUGGAGGGAAAGAUUGCAAUCGUAACUGGUGGAGCUAGAGGCAUAGGAGAAGCAACUGUCAGGCUCUUUGCAAGGCAUGGCGCCAAGGUAAUCAUAGCCGACAUCGAAGACACUCUGGGAACCGUUCUUGCCAAUUCACUGGCUCCUUCUGCAGCUUACGUUCACUGCGACGUUACCUCGGAAAGAGAUGUAGAAAGCUUGAUCGAUUCAACAGUUUCCAAAUACGGCCGCCUCGACAUCCUCUUCAACAAUGCCGGCGUUCUGGGCAACCAGGCUAAUCACAAGAGCAUCGUUGACUUUGACGCCGACGAAUUCGACCGCGUCAUGCGCGUGAACGUGCGCGGGGCGGCACUGGGGAUGAAGCACGCCGCGCGUGCGAUGAUUCCGAGGGGAUCCGGCUGCAUAAUUUCCACGUCUAGCGUGGCUGGAGUCAUGGGUGGGCUUGGACCGCACGCUUACACCGCUUCGAAGCACGCCAUUGUUGGGCUGACUAAGAACACGGCUUGCGAGCUGGGCAAGUAUGGGAUUAGGGUUAACUGUAUCUCGCCAUUUGGGGUGGCCACGGCCAUGCUUGUGAAUGCUUGGAGAAGUGGUGGCGAAGAAGACGAAGAUGAAGGGAUGAGCUUUGGGGUGCCCAGUGGGGAAGAAGUCGAGAAGAUGGAGGAGUUUGUGAGGGGGCUUGCAGACUUGAAAGGUUCAACUUUGAGGGCUAAAGAUGUCGCAGAAGCUGCUCUUUAUCUUGCCAGUGACGAGUCCAAAUAUGUUAGUGGCCAUAACCUUGUUGUGGAUGGUGGGAUUACCACCUCAAGAAAUUGUGUAGGCUUGUAACUAAUCUUUGAUCAUUCGUAAUUGGCUAGGUAAUUGCUCCCCUUAAUUUCUGUGAAAUCUUCAAUAUAACGAUUUAAGAUUGAACAACUGA